AUGGCUUCGAGGAUAAUCUUGAUCACUGGUGCCAAUAGCGGCGUCGGCUAUGCCGCGACGCAAGUAUUAGCCAGGGCGUCUGAGCAAUACCAUAUCAUAAUGGCCAGUCGAUCUCUCGAAAAGGCCACAAAGGCCAAGUCGGAGAUCGAGUCGGCGGGCAUCAAAGGCCGAUUGUCGACUGUGCAGCUGGACGUGACCGAUCAAGAAUCGAUCCAAAAGGCCGCUACAAGCGUGGGCCAAGAGUUCGGCAAGAUCGACGUCCUCGUCAACAACGCCGGCGUUGGUAACGUCGAUGUGGACGUGGCCACUCGCUUCAAGGCAUGCUUGACCAUCAACACGCUCGGACCGGCUCUGGUCUCUGCCGCGUUCCGACCUUUACUGCUCAAAUCUUCAACGCCUACCUCGAUCUACGUGAGCAGUGGAGGUGGCAGUCUCGCCAGGGUUGCCGACCUGACUGCUGCGAAACCACGGGCUCCAGGCAGUCCGGAUGCCUAUCAAGCAAGUAAAGCGGCGCUGAACAUGGUUGCAUUACAGGAGCGCGCAGACUUCCACGACCAAGGACUCAAGGUGUUCAUCAUAUGCCCGGGAUUUGUUCGCUCCAACUUGCGCGGAACAAGCCCUGAACUUGUCAGCGGCUGGGGCAUGGCUAAAGAUCCGGUCACUGCUGGCGAGACGUUGCUGAGCAUCAUCCAAGGCGAGAGGGAUGCGGAUGAAGGCAAAUUCAUCCACAAGGAUGGCAUAUAUCCUUGGUGA
Capronia coronata CBS 617.96 is the source of this 753-nucleotide messenger RNA. RefSeq lists its product as uncharacterized. The transcript is spliced from 2 exons. The record is from RefSeq and is a predicted model, not a curated record. NCBI's taxonomy places the organism in Eukaryota, Fungi, Ascomycota, Eurotiomycetes, Chaetothyriales, Herpotrichiellaceae. Bases 1 to 753 code for a protein of 250 amino acids.